This is a messenger RNA of Ilex paraguariensis (yerba mate), 218 nucleotides long. The record is from the annotation of a GenBank genome assembly. NCBI's taxonomy places the organism in Eukaryota, Viridiplantae, Streptophyta, Magnoliopsida, Aquifoliales, Aquifoliaceae.
UUCUUAUGUGGAAGGCAAUAUUCUCACAAUUUUCCAGCAGACAAAAGGGAUAUUCAGAAGAACGAUUUAAAGAAUAUCACGGUACGUGUCACGAGGAGAAUCUCUGGCAUGCAUUGCAGGUACAUAGAGAGAGAAAGAAAAAAGGGGCGGGAAGAAGAGAAUCUGCAGAAAAGGUUAUGGUUGGAGUCUUGUACGAGAAGACUGAUUUUAGAAAGUGA